Sclerotinia borealis F-4128 is the source of this 2718-nucleotide messenger RNA. The record is from the annotation of a GenBank genome assembly. NCBI's taxonomy places the organism in Eukaryota, Fungi, Ascomycota, Leotiomycetes, Helotiales, Sclerotiniaceae.
AUGUUCACCCUUCUCUUAGAACUAUGGCAACAGAUCGCGGCUCUUAAGCCUUCUUUUAUCUCCAAAAGUCCUCAUUUCAAUUUCAUCACUGUUCAUUAUUUCUGGAUCAUUGGAAUGACACUUCUUGGGUCACUAUGUUUAUAUAUUCGAGGAGGAAUCGAUUACAUAGAUGCUCUAUUCUUCGCAAGUGGUGGUGCAACCCAAAGUGGAUUAAACACCUUGAAUCUUAAUCAACUCAACACAUGGCAGCAAACUGUUCUAUAUCUAUUACCGAUAUUCACGAAUCCCAUCACGAUCAAUUCGUUCGUUGUGUUCCUCCGAUUAUACUGGUUCGAAAAGCGGUUCCAGCACAUUGCUGCUCAAAAUAAGAAGAAUCGAAGGAGCAUUGCCAAGUCCUUCUCAAGAUCGAAGACAAGUGGGAGAGAUACUACCGAUGAGGAGAGAGGUGUGAAUGGCAGAAACAUUGUUGUAAUGCACGGCACAACACGGGCGAAUGUUAUGCACAAUGAUCGGGAGGCUAUUGAGGAUAUCGAACAGGCAAUCGAGAAAGAAAGGGCAAUGAAUAAGGCUGAGGGCGUUAAUGGUUCUGGAAGUAGCAAUAUAUCGAGUACGGAGACGGCCAACGACGUUAUCCCCACUUCCCACCAAACACAAAUUAAGUUUGCCGAUCAAGUAAAGAGGAGUAAUGGAAUGACUGAUGAAGAGUUGCGAUUACCGGCUCGCCGCAGAGAUGAAGAUCACAUUGCCUUUCUGGAACGUCAACGAAAUCCAGAGGACAGGACUAUCCUUCGUAUCCCAGGACCAAGAGAUGCAGAUGCAGGUGUCUCCCCACAAACCGUUGAAGAGGAGGAGGAGGACCCGGUUAUAAGGACAUUAUCUCGCAGAGGCUCUGCGUAUUCUCGACGAGGAAGCCAUGAUAGGGGGGUUUUGAAUGGAGAGACACACUGGCAAGAUCAUUACCCCUCGAGGAAGCGCAAUGUCACGAUUGAAGUGCCAACACAUCCCAAGGUUGAACGUACGGUUGAUGAUGUGAAAGCUGCGAGUGCUACACUUAAAGGUGUUAUGAGAUUUCGGCGUAACAGAACCAUUGAGGGCAACGAAGUCGUCGAGAAUCAUGGAAAUGGGGCUGUCAUGUCAAAAUUGAGGUCGAGGGCUCCAACGUUUCAAAGCAUCAAAACAGCUCUUACUGGCGAAAAGGAGGACCCAACACCUUAUUUGAGCUGGGCACCAACCAUCGGUCGUAAUUCCGCCUUCGUUGAUCUCACUGAGCAACAAAGAGAAGAACUCGGCGGAAUUGAGUAUAGAUCACUAAAAUCCUUGGCUUUGAUUCUGUCUUGUUAUUUCCUAGGGUUUAGUAUAUUCGCUGUUGUUUGUCUAUUGCCUUGGAUUCUUAACGAUAACACCUAUGGUUCAAUUGUGGAAGAAAUUGGUCAGGGCAGGGUGUGGUGGAGUAUAUUCACCGCCAAUUCUGCUUUCACGGAUCUGGGAUUUACCCUUACUCCAGAUAGCAUGAUCUCGUUCAAUACAGCUAUUUGGCCACUCUUGCUAAUGUCAUUUCUGAUCAUAAUUGGCAACACGGGCUUUCCCAUUAUGCUCAGAUUCAUUAUUUGGGUUACCACCUUGUGGGUGCCUAGGAACAGUGGGAUUUGGGAGGAACUGAGGUUUUUGCUAGAUCAUCCUCGUAGAUGCUUUACCCUUCUUUUCCCGAGCAAAGCGACAUGGUGGCUCUUCUGGAUUCUUGUCAUAUUAAACGGUUUGGACUUAUUGUUUUUCAUUAUCCUCGAUCUUGGCAAUACGAUUGUGACGGAUUUACCAGUGAAUAUUCGCGUCCUCGAUGGCUGGUUCCAAGCUGCUUCCACAAGAACAGCUGGUUUUGGAGUCGUCAAUCUUGCCGAGCUUCAUCCUGCCAUCCAGGUUUCCUAUCUCAUUAUGAUGUAUAUUUCGGUUCUCCCGAUUGCCAUUUCGGUACGUCGAACGAACGUUUACGAGGAGAAAUCCUUGGGUAUAUACGGAUCGCCAACAGAAGAAAAUGAAGAUGAGGGUGAACCAUCCUACGUCGGUGCCCAUCUCCGAAGGCAAUUGUCUUUCGAUUUGUGGUAUAUUUUCUUGGGGUUUUUCAUCAUCUCAAUUGCUGAAGGUGGCCGCCUUCAAGGUACUGAUCCAUCGAUUAACAUGUUUUCCGUCUUAUUUGAGAUUGUCAGUGCCUAUGGUACAGUUGGCCUGAGUCUAGGAUACCCGGGAAUCGACGCCUCUUUGUCCGCCGAAUUCAACACAGUCUCAAAACUUGUCAUGAUCGCUAUGCAAAUUCGUGGACGUCAUCGUGGUCUUCCGUACGAGCUUGACCGAGCCAUCUUACUCCCAAGCGAACAUUUAGCAGAGAAAGAGGCUCUAGAUGCAGCACAACGGGUUCACCGUCGAAACUCCAACGCAACAAUGGUUAGCAAUGCAACGGACCUCGCAGCCGUCAACACUGGUGUUCAAAAAUCAGCCACGGAGCGGCCAGCUCCACCAUCGAGCUUCCUAAGCAGCCUCCUUCAUCCAGGCCCAACAAUCCCAAAUAGUCAUCGGGAUAAGGGCACAAGUCAUAUUAGACGACACAGCAUAGCAACACCAGAAAGAGGAAGAAGCAUCAGUCCUAAAGCUAGUGGUGGCAUAUUCUCCAAAUGGAAUAGCUCGGAUAAAUAUCAAAAUAACAUGGAUAAGAAAAUAUCGGAGUAA